UCUUUUUGCCUUUUAAGCAACACUUAUCGCCGGCAGUAAGGGCCAGCUCGGUGACUUUAGGGACUUGGGGACACUUCAGUUACCUCCAACAUGGCGGGGCCGCUGCUGGAGUUUGAGACCGAGAUGUUCCUGAACCUGUUCGGCUGUGACGGGCUGCUGGUGGUGGCUGAGGGGAUGGGGGUCGACCGCAUCCUGCUGCAGUUCAUGCGGGUUUACUCGGAGCAGGGCAGCCUGGUCCUCCUGCUCAACACAACCACUCCUGAACAGGAGUAUUUCACUGAGCAGUUGCGAGUGGAGGGCGUCACCCACCUGCCGAGGACGGUCACCAGUGAUGUCCAGAGCGCUGAGCGUUACAACGUCUACACUGAGGGAGGGGUGCUGUUUGUCACCAGCAGAAUCCUGGUGGUGGACUUCCUCACUGACCGCAUCCCCGCUCACCUUAUAUCAGGUAUCCUGGUGUAUCGUGCCCAUAAAAUAAUUGAGUCAUGUCAGGAGGCCUUCAUCCUUCGUCUGUUCAGACAGAAGAACAAGACGGGCUUCAUUAAGGCCUUCACUGACAAGGCCACGGCUUUCUCCUCAGGCUUCUGCCAAGUGGAGCGUGUGAUGAGGAACCUCUUUGUCAAGAAGCUCUACCUGUGGCCCAGGUUCCAGGCUUCAGUGAACACAGUGCUGGACAGGCACAAGCCAGACGUGGUGGAGCUCCACGUGUCAUUAACGCCGGCUAUGAGGGCCAUCCAGAGCUCCAUCAUGGACAUCAUGAGUGCCUGUCUGAAGGAACUGAAGCGCUACAACCCCACAUUAGAGGCUGAGGACCUCUCGCUAGAGAACACGCUAGGAAACGCAUUUGAAAAGACUAUCCGUCACUACCUGGACCCCCUGUGGCAUCAGCUGGGAGCAAAGACCAAAGCCCUGGUCCAGGAUCUGAAGGUGCUGAGGGUUCUCCUGCUCUACCUCACCCAGUACGACUGUGUCACCUUCCUCAAUCUGCUCGAGUCACUCCGCUCCAGCCAGAAGAACUUUGGCUCCAAUUCAGGUUGGCUGUUCCUGGACUCCAGCACCUCCAUGUUUGUGAACGCUAGGAGCAGAGUGUACCGCAUCCCUGAGAGCAAAAAGAAACUCAAAGUGGGAGCAGAGGCAGAGAAACAGAAGCCAACCACUGCCUCAGAGGUGAGGCGGGAGCUGGUGCUGGAGAAGAGCCCAAAGUGGGAGGCUCUGACUGAGGUGCUGGAGGAGAUCGAGAGGGAGAACAAGAGCUCUCAACACGAACCAGGUCGGGUGCUCAUUUGUGCCAGUGAUGACCGGACUUGUGCCCAGCUGCACCAGUACAUCAAGCACGGCUCUGAUUGGCUGCUCAACCGACUGUACACCCGCACAAUCGGCAAACGGGACUCUUCUGCAGUGGCUGCCUUGGAGCUGGACUUACUGAACAAGGGAAAAGGCCGGGUCAAAAAAGUAGCCAAAGGGAAGGAACCCGCGCAGAAAAAAAACGCAAAGAACACGAAAACCAAAAGCAGGCCGUCGCUGACUCUCACCCAGAUGGUGGGAAAGAAGGAGACGGAUGAAGCAGCGGUGAUGGGAAGCAGCGGGGACGAGGACGACCUGAUGGAGGAAAAUGAAGGAGAGGAAGAACAGCUUAAGUUAGAUCUGUCGUCAGAUGACUACUAUGGAGUCCUAAAGGAGCCGCUGACUGUCAUCCACCCACUGAAGGGCUGCACUGACCCCCACAGCUUGACCCGGGUGCUGCAUGAAGUGGAGCCCAGCUUUGUGGUGCUGUACGAUGCUGAGCUGAGUUUCGUCCGCCAGCUGGAGAUCUACAAAGCUAACCGGCCUGGAAAGCCACUUAGGGUGUAUUUCCUCAUCUAUGGAGGCUCGACAGAAGAACAGAAGUACCUGACAGCUCUGUCUAAGGAAAAGAAAGCGUUUGAACAUCUCAUCAGGGAAAAGGCCACUAUGGUCAUCCCAGAGGAGAGAGAAGGGCGAGAAGAUACCAACUUAGACCUCGCUAGAAACCUAGAACCUGCCAAUGCCACCACCAACACCCGCAAAGCAGGAGGCCAGGAGGAGUCCAAGGAGCCGUCACGAGUCAUUGUGGACAUGCGUGAGUUCCGCAGCGAGUUGCCUUCCCUGCUGCACCGCCGUGGGCUGGACAUCGAGCCCGUCACCCUAGAAGUAGGCGACUACAUUCUGACUCCGGACACGUGCGUUGAGCGCAAGAGCGUCAGUGACCUGAUUGGCUCGCUGCAGAGCGGGCGCCUCUACACUCAGUGCCUCUCCAUGACCCGCUACUACAAGAAACCAGUGCUACUCAUUGAGUUCGACCCGGCUAAACCGUUUUCCCUAGUGGCCCGGUCAGAUUUCCGUCACGAGUUAUCAUCUAAUGAUAUUUCUUCAAAGCUUACCUUACUCACAUUGCACUUCCCCCGCCUCCGUAUACUCUGGUGCCCGUCCCCACACGCCACAGCCGAGCUCUUCCUGGAACUGAAACAAGGCCGACUCGAACCCGAUGCUUCAGCAGCUCAGGCGGUCACGGCUGAGUCAGACCUUGUGGCUGAGUCAGCAGACCUCUACAACCCCGGACCUUAUGACUUCCUCUUGAAAAUGCCUGGGGUCAGUACCAAAAACUACAGGGCUCUUGUUAAAAAUGCAGACAGCCUGGCGGAUCUAGCCAAACUCAGCCAGGACAAGCUAGCAGAAAUACUUGGUAACGCUAACAAUGCUAAGUUGCUGUAUGAGUUUCUGCACAAUAUCGCUGAUGUUCCUGCUCCUGUACAGAAGACCAAACAGACAUGAUGGGCAGUCUAUCAGCUAAUCUGACUGAUGUAUAUGAAUCUAUUUUCCCUUACAUCAGGAGUAGUUUUGCAUUUUUAAAGUGGUGCUAAUGUAAAACAAAGACUGAAAUUACACUUUUUUUUUGGUGCAGUUU
Stegastes partitus (bicolor damselfish) is the source of this 2923-nucleotide messenger RNA. It is a transcript of the gene ercc4, whose product is annotated as excision repair cross-complementation group 4. Gene Ontology annotation, biological process: resolution of meiotic recombination intermediates; double-strand break repair via homologous recombination; nucleotide-excision repair involved in interstrand cross-link repair. NCBI's taxonomy places the organism in Eukaryota, Metazoa, Chordata, Actinopteri, Pomacentridae. The transcript is spliced from 10 exons. Gene Ontology annotation, molecular function: single-stranded DNA endonuclease activity; damaged DNA binding; single-stranded DNA binding. The coding region runs from base 91 to 2790 and encodes 899 amino acids. The record is from RefSeq and is a predicted model, not a curated record. Gene Ontology annotation, cellular component: nucleotide-excision repair factor 1 complex.